Molecule: messenger RNA, 872 nt
Organism: Peromyscus maniculatus bairdii (prairie deer mouse)
Lineage: Eukaryota; Metazoa; Chordata; Mammalia; Rodentia; Cricetidae
Gene: Tppp3
Product: tubulin polymerization promoting protein family member 3
Biological process (GO): microtubule polymerization; microtubule bundle formation; positive regulation of protein polymerization
Cellular component (GO): microtubule
Molecular function (GO): tubulin binding
Source: RefSeq, a predicted model, not a curated record
AUGGCGUCGAGCACUGAUGUAGCUGGGCUGGAGGAGAGUUUCCGGAAGUUUGCCAUCCAUGGCGACCCCAAGGCCAGUGGGCAAGAGAUGAACGGCAAGAACUGGGCCAAGCUGUGCAAGGACUGUAAGGUGGCUGACGGGAAGGCCGUAACGGGUACAGAUGUUGACAUCGUCUUCUCCAAAGUCAAGGCGAAGUCGGCUAGAGUAAUCAACUAUGAGGAGUUCAAGAAAGCCCUGGAAGAGCUGGCAACCAAGCGGUUCAAGGGGAAGAGCAAGGAAGAGGCCUUCGAUGCCAUCUGCCAGCUGGUAGCAGGCAAGGAACCAGCCAAUCUGGGUGUCACUAAAGCAAAAACAGGUGGUGCUGUGGACCGGCUGACUGACACCAGUAAGUAUACAGGUUCCCACAAAGAACGCUUCGACGAGAGCGGCAAGGGCAAGGGCAUUGCUGGGCGGCAGGACAUCCUGGACGACAGUGGGUACGUGAGCGCCUACAAGAACGCCGGCACCUACGAUGCCAAGGUGAAGAAGUGAGGCCUGGCACGGCCCCGUGAGGCUGCUCCACUGGAGGCUCAGGCCUGGGGCAAGGGUCACAUGGAGCAAGAAAGCUUGGUUCCCUCCCUGCUGGAUCUGCCACCAAGAGCUUCCUGCCCAGCCCCAGGGGCCAUCCCAUCAGGCCUCUGACCCAGACUGCCAUGUCCCUUCCUUCUUCUUGUCUCCCUGACUUCCGUCUGGGAGACAGCGCCUAAACCUUCACCGCCCAGCCUGGUCCCAGGCAUGGCUGACUCUUGCCUGCUUGCCUCAUAUUUAAGCUGCUGCUCUGGCCAAGUGCCUAAUUCCUACCCAGACCUCAAUAAAGAUACCUUUUGUACCAA